Talaromyces stipitatus ATCC 10500 is the source of this 1020-nucleotide messenger RNA. RefSeq names its product amidohydrolase family protein. The coding region runs from base 1 to 1020 and encodes 339 amino acids. NCBI's taxonomy places the organism in Eukaryota, Fungi, Ascomycota, Eurotiomycetes, Eurotiales, Trichocomaceae. Gene Ontology annotation, biological process: secondary metabolic process. Gene Ontology annotation, molecular function: carboxy-lyase activity; hydrolase activity. Gene Ontology annotation, cellular component: cytosol; cytoplasm. The transcript is spliced from 2 exons. The record is from RefSeq and is a predicted model, not a curated record.
AUGUUGGGAAAGAUUGCCCUAGAAGAAGCAUUUGCUCUUCCCCGUUUCCAGGAGCGUACAAGGUGGUGGGCUUCGUUGUUCGCUGUUGACGCCGAAAAGCAUGCUUUCGAAAUCACCGACAUCACUGAUCAGCGGAUCAAGUAUAUGGAUGAGUACGGUGUAGGAUACACCAUCCUGUCGUACACAGCUCCCGGUGUACAGGACAUCUGGGAUGCAAAAGAGGCUCAUGCAUUGGCUGUUGAGAUCAAUGAUUAUAUUGGUCCUUUCCUCAAGCAACAUCCUGAUCGAUUCGGUGCCUUUGCUACACUAUCAAUGCACGAUCCACGACAAGCAGCCGAUGAACUCCGACGUACUGUCACUCAGUAUGGCUUCAAAGGUGCACUGGUCAAUGAUACGCAACGUUCGGGCCCAGAUGGUGAUGAUAUGAUCUUCUAUGACGGUCCAGAAUGGGACGUAUUCUGGUCAACAGUCACUGAACUCGAUGUCCCAUUCUACCUCCACCCUCGUAAUCCUACGGGGACGAUUCAUGACAAGCUCUGGGCCAAGAGAAAGUGGCUUAUUGGUCCACCAUUGAGUUUCGCGCAGGGAGUUAGUCUCCAUCUCCUGGGGAUGGUUACUAAUGGUGUCUUUGAUCGUCAUCCAAAUCUACAGGUCAUCGUUGGACAUCUCGGUGAACAUCUCCCCUUUGACCUAUGGAGAAUUAACCACUGGUUCGAGGACGUCAAGAAACCACUAGGUUUAAAAGAGACUUGCAAAAAGACCAUCAGAGAAUACUUUGAACGCAAUAUCUGGAUUACUACCAGUGGCCACUUCUCGACUCCGACAUUGCAGUAUUGUAUCAACGAGGUUGGUGCGGAUCGUAUCUUAUUCUCGAUUGAUUAUCCCUUUGAGAGUUUCAAGGAUGGGUGUGUUUGGUAUGAUAGGGAUGUGGAGUUGAAUCAGGCAGACUAUAGGAAGAUUGGAAAAGAGAACGCUCGCAGGUUGUUCAAGAUUGAUGAUUACAAAGAUGCAGAUGCAUAG